Alternaria postmessia is the source of this 1587-nucleotide messenger RNA. RefSeq names its product putative secondary metabolism biosynthetic enzyme. The coding region runs from base 1 to 1587 and encodes 528 amino acids. The record is from RefSeq and is a predicted model, not a curated record. NCBI's taxonomy places the organism in Eukaryota, Fungi, Ascomycota, Dothideomycetes, Pleosporales, Pleosporaceae. The transcript is spliced from 7 exons. Gene Ontology annotation, biological process: transsulfuration. Gene Ontology annotation, molecular function: pyridoxal phosphate binding; transferase activity, transferring alkyl or aryl (other than methyl) groups.
AUGGCACCAUUUGUUGAAGACGAGAACAAUGUUGCUGCCACGAACGGAACGAGCCGUCCAGAUAGCUCAACGACCAACGGUACAACCAACGGUACAACCAGCGGUACGACCAACAACCAGAAAAUACCUGAUCCAAACGGUAUCACUUUGUCGCAGCUACCAGAGAACCAUGACCCUUUGCAGCCGUACAAGAUUGAUAAGUUUGACGACGGCCUGAGAUACGAUACCCUUCAGAUUCAUGGAGGACAUCGGCCUGAUAAGGAGACCCAUGCUCGGGCAGUACCCAUUUAUAACAGCGUGUCCUUCGUUUUCACUGAUAGCAAUCAUGCUAAGAGAAUUUGCUCAACCGAAGAGGGUGGAUAUUUCUACAGUCGAAUCUCCAACCCAACAGUUGCAGUCUUCGAAAAGCGCGCAGCCGCUCUCGAAGGUGGCACAGCGGCCAUCGCCACAUCCUCAGGUCAAGCAGCAAUCUUCAACACGAUCAUUUGUCUCGCAGGAGCAGGCGACAAUAUUAUUGCUUCAAUCAACUUGUAUGGAGGAACCUACAGCCUGUUCAAGACGUUGCUACCACGACUCGGCAUCACAGUCAAAUGGGCGAAGCGCGAGACAAGAGAAGAGUUCGAACAGUACAUCGACGACAAGACGAAGAUGAUCUUCGUCGAAACCAUUGGAAACCCACGAUGUAGCAUUCCUGACCUCCAGGACUUGGGAGAUCUUGCGCAUGAGAACAAUGUUCCCUUUGUAGUGGAUAACACCUUUGGCGCAUGCGGGACUUGGUGUCGACCAAUCGACUUCGGUGCAAAUAUCAUUGUCCAUUCCGCAACCAAGUGGAUGGGCGGUCAUGGAACCACAUUAGGAGGCGUGAUCAUUGAUUGCGGUACAUUCGACUGGGGCAAAGCCAUUCAUCGCUUUCCUCGCCUCUCAAACAAAGACGGGCCGAUGAGUUUCUCCUACUGGAAAUCUUUUGGCAAUAUUUGUUUCGCCAUGGCAAUGCGAAUCGAUAUUUUGAUGGAAGUGGGAUCCAUGCUGGCCCCAGCAUCGGCGCAGCAGUUGUUGAUAGGCAUGGAAACGUUGAGUAUAAGAAUUGCUUGGGUGAACUAUCCUGGCUUGGAAGGCAACAUCUAUCAUGAGAACGCAAAGCGAUAUCUGAAGAACGGCUUUGGUGGCGUUCUGGCGUUUGGGCCCAAGGGGGGUGAAGUGGCGAGCAAAAUGCUCAUGAAUUACGUCAAGGUCGUUUCGCAUCAAACCAAUGUCGGCGAUGCUAAAACGCUGGCAACCCAUCCAUGGAAUUCGAGCCAUGUGAUCAUGUCAGAGAAAGAUAGACGCGAAGCUGGAAUCACUCCCGCUUUCAUUCGUUUUUCGGUCGGCAUUGAAGAUGUCCAAGACAUCAUUGACGAUCUCGAUCAAGCUUUGGCAAAACUCCCUGAAGAUCUUCUCAAUGCCUUUGAUGAGAAGUUGAUCCAGAAAUUGGAAACUCAUGCAAAGGACGAAGUCCUGAUUGGUGAUCUGGCUGAUUAUAACGAUAUGGAUGUCCUGGUUUCGAAGACGAAUCAUCCACCUGGGCGGCAACAGGCUGUUGAGAGUUGA